Molecule: messenger RNA, 3939 nt
Organism: Symphalangus syndactylus (siamang)
Lineage: Eukaryota; Metazoa; Chordata; Mammalia; Primates; Hylobatidae
Gene: SULF2
Product: sulfatase 2
Biological process (GO): positive regulation of Wnt signaling pathway; negative regulation of fibroblast growth factor receptor signaling pathway; glomerular basement membrane development
Cellular component (GO): plasma membrane; endoplasmic reticulum; Golgi apparatus
Molecular function (GO): N-acetylglucosamine-6-sulfatase activity; glycosaminoglycan binding; calcium ion binding
Source: RefSeq, a predicted model, not a curated record
CAUCUGUUUCAACUCUCCGCCGAGGGCGAGCGGGAGCGAGAGUGUGUCGGGUGAGUGUGCGUCUGUGUGUCCCGGCGAGGGUGCGCGCUCGGCGCCGGGAGCGCGGCCAGCUGGGUCCGGAGGCAUCGGGAGGCCGAGAGCCGCCGGGACCCCAGCUCUGCGUUCACUGCCCCGUCCGGAGCUGGACUUCGGGGCCGGGGCCGUGCGCCGGGGACAGGCAGGGCUGGGUCGCAGGCAGCGCGUCCCCCGAGCCGGAGAUCUGCGAGUGAAGAGGGACUUGGGAAAAGAAACAAAGCCACAGACGCAACUUCAGACUCCGGCAUCCCAAAAGAAGCACCAGAUCGGCAAAAAAAAGAAGAUGGGCCCCCCGAGCCUCGUGCUGGGCUUGCUGUCUGCAACUGUGUUCUCCCUGCUGGGUGGAAGCUCGGCCUUCCUGUCGCACCACCGCCUGAAAGGCAGGUUUCAGAGGGACCGCAGGAACAUCCGCCCCAACAUCAUCCUGGUGCUGACGGACGACCAGGACGUGGAGCUGGGUUCCAUGCAGGUGAUGAACAAGACCCGGCGCAUCAUGGAGCAGGGUGGGGCGCACUUCAUCAACGCCUUCGUGACCACGCCCAUGUGCUGCCCCUCGCGCUCCUCCAUCCUCACCGGCAAGUACGUCCACAACCACAACACCUACACCAACAACGAGAACUGCUCCUCGCCCUCCUGGCAGGCACAGCACGAGAGCCGCACCUUCGCCGUGUACCUCAAUAGCACCGGCUACCGGACAGCUUUCUUCGGGAAGUAUCUUAAUGAAUACAACGGCUCCUACGUGCCUCCCGGCUGGAAAGAGUGGGUCGGACUCCUUAAAAACUCCCGCUUUUAUAACUACACGCUGUGUCGGAACGGGGUGAAAGAGAAGCACGGCUCCGACUACUCCAAGGAUUACCUCACAGACCUCAUCACCAAUGACAGCGUGAGCUUCUUCCGCACGUCCAAGAAGAUGUACCCGCACAGGCCAGUCCUCAUGGUCAUCAGCCACGCAGCCCCCCACGGCCCUGAAGAUUCAGCCCCACAAUAUUCACGCCUCUUCCCAAACGCAUCUCAGCACAUCACGCCAAGCUACAACUACGCACCCAACCCGGACAAACACUGGAUCAUGCGCUACACGGGGCCCAUGAAGCCCAUCCACAUGGAAUUCACCAACAUGCUCCAGCGGAAGCGCUUGCAGACCCUCAUGUCAGUGGACGACUCCAUGGAGACGAUUUACAACAUGCUGGUUGAGACGGGCGAGCUGGACAACACGUACAUCGUGUACACCGCCGACCACGGCUACCACAUCGGCCAGUUUGGCCUGGUGAAAGGGAAAUCCAUGCCGUAUGAGUUUGACAUCAGGGUCCCGUUCUAUGUGAGGGGCCCCAACGUGGAAGCUGGCUCUCUGAAUCCCCACAUCGUCCUCAACAUUGACCUGGCCCCCACCAUCCUGGACAUUGCAGGCCUGGACAUACCCGCAGAUAUGGACGGAAAAUCCAUCCUCAAGCUGCUGGACACGGAGCGGCCGGUGAAUCGGUUUCACUUGAAAAAGAAGAUGAGGGUCUGGCGGGACUCCUUCCUGGUGGAGAGAGGCAAACUGCUACACAAGAGAGACAACGACAAGGUGGAUGCCCAGGAGGAGAACUUUUUGCCCAAGUACCAGCGUGUGAAGGACCUGUGUCAGCGCGCUGAGUACCAGACGGCGUGUGAGCAGCUGGGACAGAAGUGGCAGUGUGUGGAGGACGCCACGGGGAAGCUGAAGCUGCAUAAGUGCAAGGGCCCCAUGCGGCUGGGCGGCGGCAGAGCCCUCUCCAACCUCGUACCCAAGUACUACAGGCAGGGCAGUGAGGCCUGCACCUGUGACAGCGGGGACUACAAGCUCAGCCUGGCUGGACGCCGGAAAAAGCUCUUCAAGAAGAAGUACAAGGCCAGCUACGUCCGCAGUCGCUCUAUCCGCUCAGUGGCCGUCGAGGUGGACGGCAGGGUGUAUCACGUAGGCCUGGGUGAUGCCGCCCAGCCCCGAAACCUCACCAAGAGGCACUGGCCAGGGGCCCCUGAGGACCAAGAUGACAAGGAUGGGGACUUCAGUGGCACUGGAGGCCUUCCCGACUACUCAGCCGCAAACCCCAUUAAAGUGACACAUCGCAGGUGCUACAUCCUAGAGAAUGACACAGUCCAGUGUGACCUGGACCUGUACAAGUCCCUACAGGCCUGGAAAGACCACAAGCUGCACAUCGACCACGAGAUUGAAACCCUGCAGAACAAAAUUAAGAACCUGAGGGAAGUCCGAGGUCACCUGAAGAAAAAGCGGCCAGAAGAAUGUGACUGUCACAAAAUCAGCUACCACACCCAGCAUAAAGGCCGCCUCAAGCACAAAGGCUCCAGUCUGCAUCCUUUCAGGAAGGGCCUGCAAGAGAAGGACAAGGUGUGGCUGUUGCGGGAGCAGAAGCGCAAGAAGAAACUCCGCAAGCUGCUCAAGCGCCUGCAGAACAACGACACGUGCAGCAUGCCAGGCCUCACAUGCUUCACCCACGACAACCAGCACUGGCAGACGGCGCCUUUCUGGACACUGGGGCCUUUCUGUGCCUGCACCAGCGCCAACAAUAACACGUACUGGUGCAUGAGGACCAUCAAUGAGACUCACAAUUUCCUCUUCUGUGAAUUUGCAACUGGCUUCCUGGAGUACUUUGAUCUCAACACAGACCCCUACCAGCUGAUGAACGCAGUGAACACACUGGACAGGGAUGUCCUCAACCAGCUACACGUACAGCUCAUGGAGCUGAGGAGCUGCAAGGGUUACAAGCAGUGUAACCCCCGGACUCGAAACAUGGACCUGGGACUUAAAGAUGGAGGAAGCUAUGAGCAAUACAGGCAGUUUCAGCGUCGAAAGUGGCCAGAAAUGAAGAGACCUUCUUCCAAAUCACUGGGACAACUGUGGGAAGGCUGGGAAGGUUAAGAAACAACAGAGGUGGACCUCCAAAAACACAGAGGCAUCACCUGACUGCACAGGCAAUGAAAAACCAUGUGGGUGAUUUCCAGCAGACCUGUGCUAUUGGCCAGGAGGCCUGAGAAAGCAGGCACUCACUCUCAGUCAACAUGGCAGAUUCUGGAGGAUAACCAGCAGGAGCAGAGAGAACUUCAGGAAGUCCAUUUUUGCCCCUGCUUUUGCUUUGGAUUAUACCUCACCAGCUGCACAAAAUGCAUUUUUUCGUAUCAAAAAGUCACCACUAACCCUCCCCCAGAAGCUCACAAAGGAAAACGAAGAGAGAGAGAGCAAGAGAGAUUUCCUUGGAAAUUUCCCCCAAGGGCGAAAGUCAUUGGAAUUUUUAAAUCUUAGGGGAAAAGCAGUCCUGUUCUAAAUCCUCUUAUUCUUUUGGUUUGUCACAAAGAAAGAACUAAGAAGCAGGACAGAGGCAACGUGGAGAGGCUGAAAACAGUGCAGAGACGUUUGACAAUGAGUCAGUCGCACAAAAGAGAUGACAUUUACCUAGCACUAUAAACCCUGGUUGCCUCUGAAGAAACUGCCUUCAUUGUAUAUAUGUGACUAUUUACAUGUAACCAACAUGGGAACUUUUAGGGGAACCUAAUAAGAAAUCCCAAUUUUCAGGAGUGGUGGUGUCAAUAAACGCUGUGUGGCCAGUGUAAAAGAAAAUUCCUCACAGUUGUGGACAUUUCUGUUCCUGUCCAGAUACCAUUUCUCCUAGUAUUUCUUUGUUAUGUCCCAGAACAGAUGUUUUUUUUUUUUUAAGGUACUGAAAAGAAAUGAAGUUAGUUGAUGUAUGUCCCAAGUUUUGAUGAAACUGUAUUUGUAAAAAAAAUUUUGUAGUAUAAAAGUAUUGUCAUACAGUGUUCAAAACCCCAGCCAAUGACCAGCAGUUGGUAUGAAGAAACCUUUGACAUUUUGUAAAAGGCCAUUUCUUGGGA